GUCAGUAUCUCCGCAAAGCUAUUCGCUCGCGCACUCUCGGCUCCCUCUCUCACCGCUCCGCCUUCUGCCGCCGUUCGAAGCCUCCCUUUGCCUUCCCAAUCUUCCUCUCCGUUCCUUCCCCUUUUUUGUGCCCACCGCCGGGGCACCUGCCGGUGCUCUUCGGAUUAACCCAAACCAGGCGAAAAGAGUAUUUGCGGUGCUAAUGGCGGCUACAGCAGCCUCUGAGAUUACGGACGGCCCUGUUCUUAGUUUAUUGAACAAGCGCAUCCGUGCGCUUCGCAAGAAAAUGAAUCGUAUUCUUCAGAUGGAGGAGUCUAUUGCUCAGGGUAAAAUAAUCAACAAAGAGCAGGAGGAAGUCCUUCGCUCUAAGCCUGCUGUAUCCGUGCUCAUCGACGAGCUUGAGAAGCUUCGUCAACCCCUUUCAUCUGCUGUUAAGGAAGAAGUUGACCUAGCCCUUCAGAACCACCGCGUCUCACCCGACGAACAACCCCAGAAAGCUGACGACUUUAACCACCCUGGGGUCGAAGAUCUUCUCAAUCUCCUUUAUUUUGGGUCAUUGUUCGACGUGAAGUCGCAGAAUGAUUUCACUUCGACUAUGCUCACGAGGACCCAUGAACGAGGCUGUUGCUUAACCUACGAUUAUGUCACCGACGACGCAACUGAUCUUCUGGGUGAGAAAGACUUGGAUUUAAUUUCUAGGCUGGGUGGUCUAUUGAUAUCGCGGCCUGCGGAUUCAAGGUUAUCUCACAAGAACGCGUUGCAGCGGUGCAUAGAGCAUGCGAAGCUAUGGCUUGCGAAGGCUGACCAGCCUAUUGAGUCAAAUGCCGAUGUCACAUAUUCGGGUUUGAGGGAGAGGUUAAACAAGAUCAUGUCUUCAGAAUACUUCACCACCACACCUGAGAUGAAAGCUCCAGUUGAAGUUGCUGCAGCUGCUGCUGGAAAUUAUGCUUCUUUCCAGAUGCCAGUACACGGUACCGUUGUUCCUGCCUCAGUUCCAGUCGAAGUGGAAGGCUCAGGUUCGCCGUCCCAAGAAAAGGAUGAAGGGACAGCAAAUUUUGAAGGACAUGAAUCUGGAGACAAUCAAUCUGAUCCUGAGGAGGAACAUCAAAAGGAUGAAGUAGAGGUGGAAAAUGUGGCUGAGGUGGUCCCAGUUCAACAAGAAGAGGUCAAGCCACAGGUAGAUGCAGACCUGACUCAAAGAGACUCUGAGGCAAAGGAGCAACAGUAUAUCCCCAGGAGGGGGGGUUAUCAGAACCAAAGAGGAGGCCGUGGGGGUGGCAGUGGAGGUGGUCGGAGGGGUUAUUCAAAUGGGCGUGGAGGCCGGGGUGGCGGAAGAGGAGGUGGCUAUCACAAUGGCCGCAACCAAUACCAUGACCAAUUUGGUAAUUAUCAUCCCAGAAACUACUAUAACAACAGAGGAAGAGGUGGCAGAGGUGGUGGGGGGCAGUUCUAUGAUAACCAUGGUUCAGGUGGUCAAGCAAAUCAUGUAGCUGAUGUCGGGGUUCGAUCCUGAGGUGUUCAUAGCGUUCUUAACUGUCUGUAGUAGGUUUACUUUUGUUAUAUUUAUUUGGCAUGAAUGGAACUUUCUUUUGAACAAUUUUGUUGACAGAAUUCAACAUCCCAGACUCCAUUUUGUAGUCCAGUAAUGGACCUUUGUGAGAAAUCUUACAGGAAGAAACCACCUGCGAACAUUAUGAGACUUAGCAUAAGCUUUCUACAUUUGCCCUAUUCACAUCUAUGGGCUGUUGAUAAGCUGCUUCCGUUUUAAA
This is a messenger RNA of Neltuma alba, 1769 nucleotides long. RefSeq lists its product as uncharacterized. The record is from RefSeq and is a predicted model, not a curated record. The coding region runs from base 203 to 1513 and encodes 436 amino acids. The transcript has 4 exons. NCBI's taxonomy places the organism in Eukaryota, Viridiplantae, Streptophyta, Magnoliopsida, Fabales, Fabaceae.